AUUCCUGCCCGGGCCGCCGCCGGAGUAAAAAAAGGAAGUUCGAAUGUAUUUCGAAGUCCGAACUAUGAUAGAAUAUGGCCAUCUCCAUCUCAUCUCGUGAGAGAUGUAGAUCUAGUAGUACUUUCUUGAUAGUAUUUGGAGGGCUUAUUUUCCUGUCUUCGCUGAGUUUAGCCGGGUGUGAAAUUCAUCGAACUCGAACAUCGCGAGUGGCCAGGGCUACCUCGAAGGCAUACCCGGGAUCAGAGGGCACGCUUACGGUGCUGGGCGACGAUGAACAGCCAGUGUCGGAUGGUGGAAGAGAAGAUUUAGAGACAGACGACUUUACAAAUAAUGCUUAUUCCCAGACCGAGGCCUGGAUCUAUGCUUUAGGAGCAACUGUUCUUGUGGGUCUGAGUGGCAUAGUUCCUCUAUUUUUGCCAAUUGAAAUCGACCCAUCAGCUCAUGAUGAAAGAGGGGCAGCCAAGUUUAAUUGUAUCCUAAGUUUUGCUGUCGGAGGUCUGCUUGGAGACGUCUUCAUACAUCUACUUCCUGAAGCUUGGGCUCAUAUUGAUCAUGAUGAUUAUAACGGGCAAAUCACAGUUGGUCUGUGGGUCAUCUUUGGAAUGGUCCUUUUCUUGUCCAUAGAGAAGAUCUUUGGUGAAGAAGAAGCAGAAAGUUCAUGUCCAAAGGAAGAACAAAAUGGCGGUAUCAAAACAGCAAUAAUGCAAAAUGGCGAUAAGGCGACUAUCCUCAAUGGCGCCCCCUCAACCAUUGCAAACGGAGAGAAGUCCCACCACCGUCCUCUCAACGGCUUCGACAAAAAUGGCAUGUUACGGAGGAAACCAUUGAAUGGGAACUCCUGUAAUAUCGGAAGGUCAGAGGAAAUGAAUGGAGUUAACAGUUUGGGGCACACCAAUGGAGGCCACAAGGUGAUCCAGUCAUUGAUGGAGGAUCAAAGCAAGGAUACCAAGGAAAAGAAAGUGAAGGUCGUAGGAUAUCUGAACCUGUUAGCUAAUUUCAUUGAUAAUUUUACUCAUGGCAUAGCUGUGGCUGGGAGCUUCCUUGUUAGCAAAAAGGUUGGAAUGCUUACAACGGCAGCCAUUUUGUUACAUGAAGUUCCCCAUGAGGUUGGAGACUUUGCUAUCCUCCUGCGAUCAGGAUUCUCCAGAACUCAGGCAACUAAAUCCCAGAUCUCGACGGCCGUGGGAGGUCUCCUUGGUGCAGUGCUUACUCUCCUCUCAGAAUCGGCUCAAGAAACAGGUGACCGUGCUGCCUGGAUUCUUCCAUUCACUGCCGGGGGUUUUAUUCACAUUGCUCUAGCUACUGUUCUUCCGGAAAUUCUUCAAGAGACAAGUUGGAAAGAGUCUAUGAAACAGAUGACGUGUCUGUUGUGCGGUAUAGCUGUAAUGGGUGCAGUGACCGUCUUGAUAGAGUAACUUUCUGAUAUAGAAUAAUACAUUUCCUGCCUGGGAGCUUCAACCAAGUUAUACUGGAGCCAUGCUGUGUGAUUCCGCACCUUCACAAAAAACACCAUCUGGAGUACAAGCGAAGCUACUACGGUAGCAGAUAUUUUUUGCACUUUUCCUGCCAAGGAAAAAAUUUGCGUUGAAAACGCCUUAUUUUGCCCAUUCAUUCAUAUUCUUCCUAUUCAUCAUGCUCUUCGGAACAAAGAUUGCCAAUAAGUUCACCGAUUCAAAAUUUUAUAACCAGAGUCCAAGGAAUUGCUGAAAUUUCAUAUUUUUGUACACCAAUUAUGAAGCAAAGUCAAUUAAAAUUACUUAAAAUGCUUUGAACUGCCGCAGUAUCCUACUGAAAAAUAGACUAACAAAAGACACAGAAAGAGUUUCUGUCUACAUGGACCUAUGUUAUGAUUUAAACAAGGCAAUUGUGCCAUCAAUUAAAGGAAAUUUAGUUCAAUGAUCAAUUUUUCUAUUCUUAAUGUACCUCUGAAAUAAAAAUGUCUUAUAAUUUCAAGUACUGAAGUAAACUCUUGGAUAAAGGUAAAUUAAUCAUGUAUUUUAAUCAAGUAGGCAACGUGAUAUCACAACAUCUCAGUUCAAAAUAUAUUUCUUAUUUUUUUAUUUUGCUUUGUCUCAUCCUUUCAAGUACUGAAGUAAACCCUUGGGUAAAGGUAAAUUAAUCGCAUAUUUUAAUCAAGUAGGCAACGUGAUAUCACAACAUGUCAGUUCAAAAUAUUUUUCUUAUUUAACUUUUUGUAAAUUGAUUAUUUAUAUUUUGUGAGGUAGAGUAAAGAAGAGAUGUUCAGCCAUCAUCUCUUUCGAUUUCAUUUUUUUACUACAUGUAAUUUAUAAUCGUAUUUGUUUAUGAUAAAGUUAUACAUGUACUUGCCAGGAAAUUUACAUACAUAACACUGUAUGUAUUCAAGAUUAACAGAGAUCAUUAAGCAAGAUAAUUUUUUUUUUUAAAUAGAAGAUUGCUGUAUCUAAGCAACCACUUACAACAAAUUUAGGUGAUUUU
Strongylocentrotus purpuratus (purple sea urchin) is the source of this 2457-nucleotide messenger RNA. Its product is annotated as zinc transporter ZIP13. Gene Ontology annotation, molecular function: zinc ion transmembrane transporter activity. The transcript is spliced from 10 exons. The coding region runs from base 75 to 1415 and encodes 446 amino acids. The record is from RefSeq and is a predicted model, not a curated record. Gene Ontology annotation, biological process: intracellular zinc ion homeostasis; zinc ion transmembrane transport. Gene Ontology annotation, cellular component: membrane. NCBI's taxonomy places the organism in Eukaryota, Metazoa, Echinodermata, Echinoidea, Camarodonta, Strongylocentrotidae.